Saccostrea cuccullata (small rock oyster) is the source of this 1303-nucleotide messenger RNA. RefSeq lists its product as uncharacterized. Gene Ontology annotation, molecular function: protein binding. NCBI's taxonomy places the organism in Eukaryota, Metazoa, Mollusca, Bivalvia, Ostreida, Ostreidae. The coding region runs from base 89 to 1207 and encodes 372 amino acids. The record is from RefSeq and is a predicted model, not a curated record. The transcript is spliced from 2 exons.
CGCUAGAUGAAACAAAAAAUACACAGGAAAUCAGGAGAGGUGCAACAUACUGCUGUAAAGAAAUACAAGACCACGUAAAGGUUUCAAAAUGCGAGCUGAAAAUCCUUUUUACAUUAUAAUUUUACUGUUUUUGUUUAACACUGGAGAUGGCUCUGCAUUGUUAAUGCAGGGAACUUCUAAUGGAAGCGACACAAUCCAUGGGCCAGGUGGACACAAUGCCGAUGUGGAGGAAAUCAAGCGAAUGGUUCUGAACUUAACUACUGAGGUUGAUAAUCUAAAGAGACAAUCCGAUCAAGAAAGAAUUACCAUACAGGUACUUAAUCAUAAUCUAACCGUUCUUAGUGACGAAAAAAAGUUGCUACAAAACAGAGUAUUCUUUUUGGAAGCGGAACUGAAUAAACUAAAUGCGUCAAAGCCUCCUUUCAAUGAUGAAUUAAUGGCGUAUUUAAGUCGCACAGAACAAAUUGUUCAAACUUUGGCGACAAAUGAGGAAUACGACAAAAAUCUAACUCUGCGACUGAAUGAGGCGGAAAACAAAAAUGCGAUUUAUGACAGGCAGAACAAGAACUUAACUCAACGACUUAAUGAAAUUCAUGAUGCUUUGACUGCAAACGAAGCGUAUGACAAAAAUUUAACUCAACAGCUCACUGAUUCAAUAAAAAACUUACACGAUAUAAAGGUUCAGAUGCGAUACACAAGCUUGUCUCUAAUGGACAUACAUUCUAAGACGGACAAACUCGAUACAACUUUAACCAGAAACUUAAGUUUCAAAUUUGAGGAUCAAAUUCGAGAUGUUUAUGGACAAAUAACCAACAUCACCCAAAAAGUAGCCUUUACAGCCGGUGUGAGUUCAGGCAGCCGCUCCUGGAGCAGCGGUACACUGGUGUUUGAUAGGAUCGUGUACAACAUAGGAGGAGGGUACGACUCAAGUACUGGUGUCUUCACAUCCCCUGUAGACGGACACUUUGUUUUCUUCGUGAACGUUCAAGGUAGUUCUUAUGAUGUAAAGACAUAUUUAGUGCUAAAUGGCUCGGCUAAAGUCACAACACUUGUAUAUUAUAUUAGUGAAAGGUACGAGGCAGGACCAAACUUAGCGGUGUUAAGGCUUAUUAAAGGGGAUCGAGUUUGGGUCAAACAUUACACUGGAACUGGUUAUUAUACAACAGGUGAUGCUCCUGUCACCACGUUCUCGGGAUUCCUAAUAUGAUUCAUUGAAAAAUGUACUUGUACUUUUUGUAAGUUAUAGUUUUAAUUUAUAGUUCAUGUCUAACCUUGAUGGUAAUGUAAAUUGUUUUUGAGAAAA